AUGCAAUAUGAUGCGGCGCGGAUCUGUCUGGAUAGCGAUCGUUCACAGGGGCUGACAACCUCAGGAUGCAGCAAAGAGGAACUAUAUGAUGGCUCAAAAGGCCCCGGCUGCUUUGGUGCCAAAAACCAGCGGAUCCGGGCCAUAGCCGCUAGCUACGGCGUCGACCUCUGCCUCAUGGGCCGCACAGGCCUUUCGGGCAACUCGCACACGCUCAUUGCGCUGGCGCUCCAGCAACGAGGGCCGUCAGCGCAAUCGCGCGUGGUCGAGGCCCUGUUUCUGAGUCAUUGCAGAGGCGAAGAAAACGUCACCGACGACGAGUGGCUCGUCAAGGUGGGCACGACGCACGGUGGGCUGCAAGCGAGCGAUGUGAGGAGGCCGCUGAGGAGCGAAGAGGCGGGCGAGGAGAUCGACAACGAAGCGCAGGCUGUGGGACCUCAGCGGGAUGUCCGGGCAGUGCCCUGCGUGAUAGUACAGGGCAAGUACCCUGUCGGCGGGUACCAAGAAGAAGCUGUCCUUGGCAAGCUUUUUGAGAGUAUAUGGGCCAAUGGUGGAAGUUGA
This is a messenger RNA of Emericellopsis cladophorae, 558 nucleotides long. RefSeq names its product putative dithiol-disulfide isomerase. Gene Ontology annotation, molecular function: oxidoreductase activity. The transcript has a single exon. The record is from RefSeq and is a predicted model, not a curated record. The coding region runs from base 1 to 558 and encodes 185 amino acids. Lineage: Eukaryota; Fungi; Ascomycota; Sordariomycetes; Hypocreales; Bionectriaceae.